AUGUCCUACGAUGGCCUUUGCUUUCUGUCGUUGGACGGCGGUGGGGUGAGAGGGCUGUCGACACUCUACAUACUUCGAGAAAUUAUGGCAGCACUCAAUCAUGCGCGCGAGGAGGCAGGACUGCUUGCAGUAAAGCGAUGCGAUGUCUUCGGCCUUAUUGGAGGCACUAGCACCGGUGGAUUGAUUGCGAUCAUGCUCGGGCGAUUGGGUAUGGAUGUCGAUGAUUGCAUCAGCGCCUAUAAUGCGUUGAUCGAAGCCAUCUUCACCGAGAGAGAAAUCCGUACGGGUCUUGGUUUCAAGGGCAACGUCGAAGCGAAGUUUUCCUCUCAGAAAUUGCGAGAAUGCAUCGAGAACCCAGGGGUAUCUCGUGGAUGCAGAGUCUUUGUCUGUUCAUGCGAUCGGAACAAUACCAGGCGUAUCAUACGUUUGAGAAGCUACGAUAUACCAGGUAAACCAAGAUCUAUGAACCGCCCAUCGGUAGUUCAAGUAGCCCUUGCUACAUCAGCAGCCCCUAGAUUGUUUGACGAAGUCAAUAUAGGCGACGUCGUACAUCUCGAUGGUGGCUUGGAUGCGAACAACCCGGUAAACCACGUAGCCCACGAAGCCUCCGACAUCUUGUGCAAAGAGGGAGGAGACCCGAAUUUGCAGGCUCGCAUCAAAUGUUUCCUCUCGAUUGGCACGGGCCAUCCUGGUGUAAAGGCAGUGCACCUUGACAAUGCAUGGAAGCUUAUCUCCGCGACGCUCAAGGAGAUGGUCACCGAUACACAAAAAGAUGCACAUGAAUUCGCCCAUUCGUGGAGACGCCCAUUGAGUCAAGGUCGCUACUUUCGGUUCAAUGUUCGACACGGACUCUAUGAUAUCAGCUUGCAUGGGUACAAGGAGAAGGGAAAGGUAGAGACAAUGACACUGAGUUACUUGGAAGAGCAGGAUGCCGAACAGAGUGUGAGAAAAUGUGUCAAAGCGAUGGAGAACAAAGAAUGUGUGUCAAUUCCGGAUUUUAGCUAGCGA
This is a messenger RNA of Paraphaeosphaeria sporulosa, 1008 nucleotides long. Its product is annotated as phospholipase. Gene Ontology annotation, biological process: arachidonate metabolic process. Gene Ontology annotation, cellular component: membrane. NCBI's taxonomy places the organism in Eukaryota, Fungi, Ascomycota, Dothideomycetes, Pleosporales, Didymosphaeriaceae. The coding region runs from base 1 to 1005 and encodes 334 amino acids. The record is from RefSeq and is a predicted model, not a curated record. The transcript has 4 exons.